ACGCGCGGUUGCAUCAGCGUGAAUACUAGUUUCAGACACCGGUUCCGUUCACUGUAGUCGAUUUCAGCUGUGUGUCUGUCUGACCUGUCAAAGUAGUUUCAUUCAGGAGUGUCCAAAAGUGACAGAGGGUCAAAUGAAACUGUAUAUCGCCGACGGGAAUCCGCACUGUAUUAAAGUGCUGGCGGCGCUGGACCUCACUGGAGUGAAAUGUGACAUAGAAACGGUCAGCCACGAGGAGAAAGUGGUCCCUCACCUCAGUCACCCUGUGUUACCUGUCCUGCUGUUACCCGGCGGUCAGCAUCUCUUCAGCCCCAACAGCAUCUGCCAAUACCUGUUUGACGUCAGUGGUCAGGCGGCAACUGAUGCAACUAACCAGUGGCUGGAAUGGGAAGCGACACAUUUACAGCCUGCAGUGUUGCAGUCUCUGCACAUGGUGGCGCUGCAGGGGAAGCGUGCCGAGGCGGCAGCUGUAAUGAAGGAGCCGCUGAACUGGCUGGAACAGAAUCUGAGCAAGAAAAACACGCCGUUUCUUAUUGCAGAGGCCGUGUCAGUUGCAGAUGUCGUCCUGUGGGCGGCGCUGUAUCCUCUCAUAUCUGACUCCGGUUUUGAUGCCGGUGAGCUGCGGACCGUGCAUGGCUGGUUUGACCGUGUCGGUGAUCUUGCGGCGUGUCAGACGGCCGCUCACAAAGUCCUGCAUGGAAAAGGUGUUGAAGCCCUGAAAACUUUCCUUCAGAAACACCCAGUCACACAUCACCGGGACAGUCCCACCAACAACACUGAGGCUGAAGAUGCCGAGCACGUGAUGACCGUGGAGGAGAUUGAAGAAGCUGCUCAGGUCUGGUCUGCUGGACUCAAAGGUUCUCCUGCAUCCACAGAGAGGAAACACCCAAUUCUCCCUCAGGAAGGAAAGAGAAACGUGCUGCUCACCAGCGCUCUGCCGUACGUAAACAACGUGCCGCACCUGGGAAACAUCAUCGGCUGUGUGCUCAGCGCCGACGUGUUCGCCAGAUAUGGGCGUUUGCGAGGCUGGAAUCUGCUGUUCGUCUGCGGUACAGAUGAGUACGGGACGGCGACGGAGAACAAGGCCCGUGAGGAGGGUCUGACGCCGCAGGAGAUCUGCGACAAAUAUCACGCCAUCCACGCCGCCAUCUACCAGUGGUUCCAGAUUGACUUUGAUUUCUUCGGUCGCACCACCACUGAACGCCAGACUGAGAUCGCUCAGGACAUCUUCUGGCGUCUGCAUGAGCGGGAUUUUCUGCUGGAGGACACGGUCGAGCAGCUGCGUUGUGAAAGCUGUCAGCGCUUCCUGGCCGAUCGCUUUGUGGAGGGCGAGUGCCCUCACUGCCGUUACCCAGAGGCCCGUGGGGACCAGUGUGACAAAUGUGGCCGUCUGAUCAACGCCGUGGAGCUCAGGAAUCCCCAGUGUAAGGUGUGCAAGCAGACGCCGGUGAUCCGCUCCUCUAAACACCUGUUUCUGAACCUGCCGAAGCUGGAGGACGAGCUGGAGCAGUGGCUCAACAAGUCGACGAGCGCCGGCGACUGGACGGGAAACGCGAAGCACAUCACGCGCUCGUGGCUCCGCGACGGCCUGAAACCGCGAUGCAUCACACGUGACCUGCAGUGGGGGACGCCUGUGCCGCACGAGGACUUCAAGGAAAAGGUGUUCUACGUGUGGUUUGACGCUCCGAUUGGCUACCUCUCCAUCACCGCAAACUACACCGACCAAUGGGAGAAAUGGUGGAAGAAUCCUCAGCAGGUGGAGCUCUAUAACUUCAUGGCGAAGGACAACGUUCCGUUCCACAGUGUCGUUUUCCCUUGUUCACUUCUGGGAGCUCAAGACAACUACACACUGGUGAAUCACCUCAUUGCUACUGAAUACUUGAAUUACGAGGACACCAAGUUCUCCAAGAGUCGAGGUGUCGGUGUGUUCGGUGACAUGGCUAAAGACACAGGAAUCCCGUCCGACGUCUGGCGCUUUUAUCUUCUGUAUCUGCGGCCUGAAGGCCAGGACUCUGCUUUCUCCUGGAGCGACAUGGCUCUUAAAAACAACUCUGAGCUCCUCAACAACCUCGGCAACUUCAUCAACAGGGCCGGGAUGUUCGUCAGUAAGUUUUUUGACGGCCACGUUCCUGAGAUGCUCCUGAAUGAAGACGAUAAGCGGCUCAUCGCUCAGGUCUGCUGGGAGCUCAAGCAGUACAUCCAGCUGCUGGAUAAAGUCAGGAUCCGUGACGCCCUGAAGUGCAUCCUGAACAUCUCUCGUCACGGGAAUCAGUACAUUCAGGUUAACGAACCAUGGAAGAAGAUCAAAGGAGGAGACGGUGACAGGCAACGGGCCGGUACCGUGACGGGCGUUUCAGUGAACGUGGCGUGUCUCCUGUCGGCCGUGUUGGAGCCGUACAUGCCCACCGUCAGUCACACCAUCCGCGAGCAGCUGCAGGCUCCGCCCACCUGCGCCGGCGCUAUGCUGCAGGCCGCGGGAACCUUCAUCUGCACGCUGCCCGCCGGACAUCGCAUCGGCACGGUCAGUCCUUUGUUCCAAAAGUUGGAGAACGAACAGAUUGAGGCUCUGAGGAAAAGAUUUGGAGGACAACAGCCAGAAGAGGAGAGCGUAAAAGCGAAGACUCCGAGUUCCAGCAGCGCUGCAGUCGAGACCAAACCCAGCGCUGGUGCGGCGCAGGACGCCUCGCUGAAUGUAAACGCGGAUCCAGAGAGAGCCAAACAAUUGACGGCUUUAGUGACAGAACAAGGCAUUAAAGUACGAGGCCUAAAAACCCAGAAAGCUGAGAAGUCUAUUAUUGACGAGGAAGUCAAGAAAUUACUGGAACUGAAAAAACAGCUUUCUCUUGCGGAGGGCAAAAACCCAGAGCCGGCCGCUCAGAAAGGAAAAAAGAAGUAAAAAGGUGAACAUGAGCAAAAAAAAAAA
This is a messenger RNA of Labeo rohita (rohu), 2923 nucleotides long. It is a transcript of the gene mars1, whose product is annotated as methionyl-tRNA synthetase 1. The coding region runs from base 134 to 2896 and encodes 920 amino acids. Gene Ontology annotation, biological process: methionyl-tRNA aminoacylation. Gene Ontology annotation, molecular function: ATP binding; methionine-tRNA ligase activity. Lineage: Eukaryota; Metazoa; Chordata; Actinopteri; Cypriniformes; Cyprinidae. Gene Ontology annotation, cellular component: cytosol; aminoacyl-tRNA synthetase multienzyme complex. The transcript is spliced from 22 exons. The record is from RefSeq and is a predicted model, not a curated record.